This is a messenger RNA of Apiotrichum porosum, 1395 nucleotides long. RefSeq lists its product as uncharacterized. The transcript has 3 exons. Bases 1 to 1395 code for a protein of 464 amino acids. Gene Ontology annotation, molecular function: G protein-coupled receptor activity. Lineage: Eukaryota; Fungi; Basidiomycota; Tremellomycetes; Trichosporonales; Trichosporonaceae. The record is from RefSeq and is a predicted model, not a curated record. Gene Ontology annotation, cellular component: plasma membrane. Gene Ontology annotation, biological process: adenylate cyclase-activating G protein-coupled receptor signaling pathway.
AUGUCGUGGCUCCUGGUCACUGCUGCUGGCGGCGCAGCCAUCGCAGGAGUCACUCUGCUAGCUGCCAUUUACCUCCUCUACUUCCUCCUCGGCCGCGGACGAGGCAAAUUGCGUGUCCAACUCCUCAUCGGCAUCGUGACUAGCGAUAUUGUCAUUGGUCUCGUCGCGCUGCCUGCCGAGGCAAUGUUUGUGGCUGGUGUCCCCAUUCAGACGGGCACGCGAGGGUGCGAUGCCCAGGCCUGGGUCUAUACUACUACUCUGUUCAGUCAAAACUUGUGGACGCUGGCGGUGGCGGUCGCUACCUUUAUGCUUUUGAAACACCCUCUUCACCCAAUGACCACAGCCAUGGAACGCUGGUCUUGGCUCUCGUGGCCUAUCGUAUGGGGUGUGUCGAUUCUUCACUCGGGGAUAUGGUACGCCACCAUCGGGUUCGCCAACACUGGAAGUCUGUGCUACUACGGGUCAACCAGCAGCCACCCGGGGCUAGACCGUGACCUGGUCCAAUUUGUGCCCCGCGCAGCUGUGUUUAUCGUCAUUGUCAUCCUCUACUCGAGCCUAUUCUCCUUUUUGCGACGGCCAGACACCAUCCAGCUCUCGUCACAGUUGGGUGGGAGCAGUGCUCACGGCCAGUCGAGGAUCAGCUUUGCCAAGCUCGCACGCGCUCCCGCAGCCUUGUCAUGCGUCCGCUCCCCAGAGAUGCCAGAACACAAUCCCCAGGCCCCUUGGGAAGAUCUCUCGUUCUGCAAUAUUGCCCAGUACGCUGCGCAGAGUACCAGUGAAGGAAGCGCGGUGGUCCACUCGCCCAUUCGCAGUGUCCCAACCACAGAACCCACUACACCUACGACCAUGGUCGGCCACAACUACAUGUCGGACAAGUACUCGCCCACGAAGAGUUACGACCGCAAAGGGUCUGUGCCCAUCAGUGUCAUUUCCGAGUUGCCACGACCCGUUUCGGCUGUCACCUCAAUACACUGCCCAACACACUCGAUUGGGAAUUCCACAGCCUUCAAUGGCGACUUCAGUAUCAGUGGGCACGGCGCCGACGUCGAGGCUGGAGGAGAAGAAACUGGGCCAUCUCUGAAGGAGUUUUUCCUCGAGAACCAAGUGACCACAGAUACCCCUGUCCCCACACGACAAAUGUCUGCUACAGCAUACUUUAACAGGCAGGCAAGCUUGCUCAUGUUGUGGUUCCCCCUUGCGUAUAUGCUCGUGUUCUCAGUGUCGCUUGUGCGGUUGGUUGUGGACAUGGUGCGCAAGGGAUCGUCUCCGUUCCUCUCGCUCCUGUCAUCGUGGAUGGUGCUCUCCGUCGGCAUCAUUGACGCGGUCGUCUUUGGAGUUGCCGAGGCGUACGUGAGGAGAAAGGUCAGGAGACAGAUGCCCGACAGGAUGGGUUAG